Strigops habroptila (Kakapo) is the source of this 539-nucleotide messenger RNA. It is a transcript of the gene FABP1, whose product is annotated as fatty acid binding protein 1. Bases 86 to 469 code for a protein of 127 amino acids. The transcript is spliced from 5 exons. Gene Ontology annotation, cellular component: cytosol; nucleus. The record is from RefSeq and is a predicted model, not a curated record. Gene Ontology annotation, molecular function: fatty acid binding. Gene Ontology annotation, biological process: fatty acid transport. NCBI's taxonomy places the organism in Eukaryota, Metazoa, Chordata, Aves, Psittaciformes, Psittacidae.
GAGAAGGUAGACUGGAAGAAUUGCAAAGAGAAGAAGGAAUCAAAGCACCUUCUCUUGUGUUGGGGGCACAGAGAGCCUUUCCACCAUGAGCUUCACUGGAAAGUAUGAGCUCCAGUCCCAGGAAAACUUCGAGCCCUUCAUGAAAUCCAUAGGGGUUCCUGAUGAACAUAUCCAGAAGGGAAAGGACAUCAAGAGCGUCUCAGAAAUCGUGCAGGAUGGGAAGAAGUUCAAGAUCACAGUGACCGCCGGCACCAGAGUGAUGCAUCAAGAGUUCACCAUCGGGGAGGAGAGCGAGAUGGAGAUACGAUCAGGGGAGAAAAUCAAGACUACUGUUCACAUGGAGGGUAACAACAAGCUGAUUACAAACCUGAAAGGGGUCAAAUCUGUCACUGAACUCAACGGAGACACCAUCACCCAUACUAUGACCAAUGGAGACAUCACCUACAAGAGGAUCAGCAAGAGAAUCUAGAAACUCUGCACACAUCAAAAUCGUUUUACUGUGUAAAAUGUGCCUAUUAAAGUAAAAUUUGUAUCAAAGA